UUUGGUAAGCCAUGUUUUUCAACUAAAGGAGACGACGUUUUGUUUAUUUACAGUACGAAUUGUUUUAAGAGGCGGUCGUAGGAGACGCUGACAAACAGUUUAGGAAGCCUUGUCUGAAAAGUGGGCGGGGCUGCAUUGGGGGAAAUACCGAGUUUUACUUGGAAACGAAAGUAAAAGAAGGCCGAAGAAAAGUCAUGAGUGUAAAAGAUCCCGGAAGUGGGAGAUACAAAAGAGGAGUAGUAAAAAACACAUCUUACUUGUUCGAAAAACAGUGCUGUGCUCAGCAGGUGUGAAAGUGGGUGAAUUAUUGCGUAUUAAGUAUUGAAUGAGUGUGGAGCAGAAAAGCCAGGCUACUGAAAUGGUGCAGCCCGCUGGUAGUCUAGGAAAUGAUUAUGACAUGAUAAAUGGAGGAUCGUCACUCAGUGGUCGACAGUCAGCAGCAUUUCAGCUUCCUUUUGAGAUAGCUAGCCAUGAGGCUGUUCAGCAUAUCCUGAGAGAGAACCAGGACCUUAAAGAGGCAAUUCAGCAGAGCAAUCAAGCUCUUCGAGGCUGUUAUGAGGAACUUCUUGGCUUUCGAACAAGAAACAAGGAAGAGAAGGAUUUCCUUAUGCAGAAAUUUGAAGAAGCACGGAAUGUGGUGAAGAAAUUGAACCAAGAGAAAGUUAACUUAAAGAGUCUUUUGGAAGAGUCUUUGAGCAAAAUAGAAGUGUACAGAAAAAGUCUUCAGGAUAGUAGUAGCCCUGGAGACUCAUUAACUUCUUGCACAAUCACAUCAAGUAAUGUUGACGGCAGGCUUGGAGCACCACUCACAGAUGUCACCUCAGAUGAGAAAAAGGUUCCAGAUGGAGGUAAUGAACUAAUUUUGCUUAAGAAUCAGAAGGAAAGACUGGAGGACUCUUUGAAAGAACUAACUCUUAUGAAUCAGAAAUUACUGCAAGAGAGAAAUAAUCUUGAAGCUUUAAACAAAGAGCUACAGUCUAAAACUGAAACAACUGUGGCUAAACCUUGCACUCAGAUUAAGGAAAAUGGUGUUCAGACAGAGGUACUUUUAACAAGGGAUAUGUUGCAAGGAGCAGGUAACAGUACAAGUGGUGCAAAAUAUGAGGCUGAAAUGCAGAAGAAACUAUCAGAGCAAGAAUUAAAGCUGCAAGAAAUGCAAGAAAGAAAGAAAGAUCUAGAACUGCUGUUAGAAAAUGCCCAAAGAGAUUUUGCAAAACUGAAACUACGGGAAAAGGAAAAUGAGAAGAGGAAUGAUCAAAACUUUCAGAAUAUGAAAGCAACUGUCGAGCAACUAGAAAAAGACAAAGCCACUCUGAAAGCACAGAUAACGUCAUUGCUGGCUGAGGUACACGAGAGCCAAAACGGGCUGGAAAUAUGUCUGAAAGAGAGAUCAGCUGUGGAGGAAAGAUACCAUGUUGUGAAUGAGAAACUGCGUCUUCUUGAACAAGACAAUGAAGGAUUAAGAAAACAACAGAACAUAGCUAUGGACCAGUUACGUUUGCAGGUGCAAAAUUUGAACUCUGCUCUUAAAAUGGAGAGACAAAAUGCUACUGAAGAAAAGAGAAAAUUUGCUCAGCUGCAAGCUGCCUACCAACAGCUGUUUCAAGAUUAUGACAGACAUAUGAAAAUGGAGGACCAAAAGCCUAAAGCAGAAAUUUUUAAAGCAGAUUUCUUGGCAGAGCGAGAGGCCAGGGAGAAACUGCAUGAACAAAAGGAGUCCCUACAAGAACAGCUGCAAAAACUGAAAUUCGACUUUGAAAGAGUUAGAACUGAAUUAGAUGGAGCAAAAAGGGGUCGUAUUGAAGAAAUGCAGCAACGGCAUAAGGAGAAUUUUCAUGUUGGUCCAGUUCAUUACCCUAUUGGCACAACAAUCCCCUUUCAUGCUCCUAUUGAUGUUGUGCAGAGACGACCUCUUACUGAAGACCAACCAGACUUUCGCUGUCCAAAGUGCCAGUACAAAGCUCCAGAUAUGGACACACUGCAAAUCCAUGUCAUGGACUGUAUCCAGUGAUCUACCUGAAGCCACAUCUCAGAAAGUAAGACCAAGAUGUAUCACAUCGCUGUUCCCCUACAGUCACAGAACGUUAAACCUUUAGACUUUUUUUGCCUGUGUUACUGCCAGAGUAGUAGCAUGUAGGCAGUUUAAUUUUAUAGGACACUUAACCUGCAACACAUUGUUUAUAACUGCUUAGUGCUGUGACAGGAAUUAAUUUUGUAUGAGUGCUGCCCAGAAAACUGGCACCAUUUUCAAACUGAUAUGAACUAACCUAACAAAGGCCACUAAGAUAAUCUAAAUGUACACAAACAAUGCCUUAUGUUAAUUUACAUCUCAGUGCUACUGUGAAGGAAUGUUUGUUUAAUGCAUUGCUGCUCCUAAAGAUGAUACUAUACCUCUAAAGAAAACCUGACAUUUGGAAAAUGGUAAGGACAUUUAGCAAACUGAAAUCCAUUUGAAUGUAUGUACAUGAUUUUAACUUUGCAAAAUAUCUACAGCUAUUAUCCAGGAAAGAUAAAUCCACAUUGUAAUUAUGUAUAAUGUAUAAAUAAAAAGCUGAUUCAUUGAGAA
This is a messenger RNA of Protopterus annectens (West African lungfish), 2566 nucleotides long. Its product is annotated as NF-kappa-B essential modulator-like. NCBI's taxonomy places the organism in Eukaryota, Metazoa, Chordata, Ceratodontiformes, Protopteridae. The record is from RefSeq and is a predicted model, not a curated record. Gene Ontology annotation, biological process: positive regulation of canonical NF-kappaB signal transduction. Gene Ontology annotation, cellular component: nucleus; cytoplasm; IkappaB kinase complex. Gene Ontology annotation, molecular function: K63-linked polyubiquitin modification-dependent protein binding.